Molecule: messenger RNA, 486 nt
Organism: Dujonia railenensis
Lineage: Eukaryota; Fungi; Ascomycota; Pichiomycetes; Serinales; Debaryomycetaceae
Source: the annotation of a GenBank genome assembly
AUGGAUAAGCUUAAGGAAAAAAUCAACAACUUAAAGUUGGAUGCUGAAAAAUGGCAAGAAAAGUCAGAUGAGUUGGCCGAUAAGAUCAAGGAAUUGGAACAAGAAAACUUAGAAAAGGAUCACCAAAUCCAAUCUUUGACCAGAAAGAACCAAGUCUUGGAAGAACAAGUUGAAAAAUUAGAAUCUUCCUUGGAUGAAAUCAAACAAACUGCUGAUGAAUCCCACUCAUUAAAGACCACCAACGAAAACUACACCAAAAAGAACCAAGUUCUUGAAGAUGAUUUGGAAGAAGCCGAUAAGAACUUGAAGGAAACCACUGAAAAGUUGAGAGAAACCGAUAUUAAGGCCGAACAAUUAGAAAGAAAGGUUGCCUCCUUGGAAUCUGAAAAGGAAGAAUGGGAAAAGAAAUUCGAAGAAUUGACUGAACAAUACACCUCAGCCAAGUCCGAAUUAGAUGAAAUCUCUCAACAAUUAGAAGCCAUCUAA